Molecule: messenger RNA, 669 nt
Organism: Rosa rugosa (rugosa rose)
Lineage: Eukaryota; Viridiplantae; Streptophyta; Magnoliopsida; Rosales; Rosaceae
Exons: 1
Coding region: 1-669 (222 amino acids)
Source: RefSeq, a predicted model, not a curated record
AUGACUGGCUCAAUGGCGGUGGCGCAGGGUUCUGCAAGGGUGUCGCUGGGAUCUGCAGGGCUUGAGGCUCUGAAGGCGGAUCGUUGGUACAUGGUGGGGCGUUUACUUGGACCCAAAGCCAUGUUUCCUGGUUUCAAAGGAACGAUAUCUUCAAUCUGGAGGAUUAGUUCGGGGUUAAUGAUUCAAGAGGUGGGGGAUCGAUUUGUGUUUCAAUUUGAUCGAGAAGCUGAUCGCAACAAAAUAUUGGAUGGAGGCCCGUGGUUUUAUAGGAAUACCAUGUUGGUGUUGGGUGGGUAUGAUGGUAUAGGGCCGGUGGCGGAAGUAUCUCUCAAUCUUCUGGAAACCUGGGUCGUAGUUAAGGGUCUCCCACUGGUGCUCCGGAACAAGAAGGCGCUAGGGUUGGUUGGGGCGUCCAUCGGUCAUGUUGUCCGCUUUGACCAAACAGCCCUUAACCGGAAGGAAAGGGAGCAAUGUAUCCGUCUUGUACUUGAUAUGCGUGAUAGGGUUCGGGGUUGGAUGGUGUUUGAGUUCUCACCGGUGGUGGUACCGGAGUUGACGUUGGUGUACGAGAAGCUAAAGGGAUUUUGCCGUAAUUGUGGACUGUUCAUACACGAUGCGGUAGGAUGUGAUUCAUUGCUGGUGAAGGAAAGAGAAGAGAUCUGCGCGUAA